Uloborus diversus is the source of this 3607-nucleotide messenger RNA. RefSeq names its product dual serine/threonine and tyrosine protein kinase-like. Gene Ontology annotation, biological process: protein phosphorylation. Lineage: Eukaryota; Metazoa; Arthropoda; Arachnida; Araneae; Uloboridae. Bases 175 to 3156 code for a protein of 993 amino acids. Gene Ontology annotation, molecular function: protein kinase activity; ATP binding. The transcript has 18 exons. The record is from RefSeq and is a predicted model, not a curated record.
UGUUAUGCACUUGUGAAAGCGGGGAAGAUAAAGGAAUUUUAGUCUAUGAAAAUCAAACUGUUGGAGAAUGUAACCUUUAAUACAUGGACUAAUGCUGGAAUAUAGCUUCUUUUGCUUUAACUACGUUAUUCUAAAAUUUGUGGUAAUUGCUUGAAUUGAAUUUUUUUUCGAGAUAUGGCAGCUAGCUUACCUUACGAAAUCUCUAAAUUCAGAAACCAUUGUCGACAGCUAAGAAGAAUUCUGCGAGAUACUAAACAAUCUUUAGAAGACAUAGAAAAAAGUGGAUAUUUUAAUCCAGAUCAAGUUACCAGUAUUCAGUUUAAGCCUGAAGUCGAACAAUCUGUCAAUGAUAUUAUUUACAAUGCAAUUGGUAUAACUGUGCUCGGCCAUGAUUGUUGGGCAAAAGCUGCUGUUGUGAAUGAGUUGUUUGGGCAAAAGAUACUCCCUACAGAGCCACAGGACGCAGAGAGUGAAAAUUCAAAAUUGACUUGGCGUAUGGUGCGAUUUAUGUAUGGUGUCCAGACACAAGUAACGUUAGCCCUUCCAAAUAGUUAUGAAUUGCUUGAGCAUCUUGUUUCUCAUGAGCAACAGUGGAACACGGUACCUUUAGAAGAUUUGGAAUUAAAUGGUAAGGAUUCUGAAGAUCCUGCAUUUGAAACAGCUGUUUUAGAUAUAAAAUUAAGGCAUCAGUUGCUUCGAGAUGAUGUGGUUGUAAUGGUUUCUCCCUCCAACAUGAAUGUUCAUUUUGAGCAAGUUCUAUCUGUGUGUAUGGAAGGUUACACACCUAUCAUAAUUUAUGCCAUAGCAAAUAAUACUUUGUCUCAAAAGGAAAUAUCUGAAUUAAUGGAACUGAAAAGGAAAUAUCCUAAACUUCCUUUGUUUUUCACUUGUGUCACCCCACCUUCUUCAGAAUUAACAGAGUCUGAACAGCAUGCUAGAAAUUUCAUGAUUGGAAGUCUUAAACUUCCUAUGUUCAAACCUCACUCAUAUCAUGAUACAUCUCCAAUUCAUCAGACUUCUAUUCUGAAGAGGAGAGAAUCUUUGGACUCGAAAAUUGGUUCCACUCCAAUGACCCUUUGUCAGCAGCUUAGUGGUCUCGGCUUCCUCAGUGCACUCUCACCGAACUUAAAGAAAAAACUGUCUCGACAGCAAAGUGGAUCUUUAGAAGUGGAGAGUAAACUAAUUGAUGAUUUUGAAAAUUUCUCAAGUAUUUUGCUCCACAUCAGACAAAUUCUUCAAGCAGAGCUUGUGCAAGUUGCAACGAAUUUGAAUGAAGCACAUAACACUUGCUUAAGGAUGUUCAUUCUCAGUGCCUUCGAUAUGACAUGGGACAUGCUAAUAACUCCUAAACGUAUUGCAUAUGCUAGACAAAGAGAAACUGAACUUUAUGAAUCUUUAAUGUCAAUAGCCAACUGUAAACAAGAAGAAAUAAGGCAACUAAUUGUCGAAACUAUAAAUAGCAUGACAGAUGAACUUUUACAAAAGGCGUCUGAAUAUGAAUUCCAAGGAGUCCAGCUGCCUGAGGAAGGGGAAUCACCAUCUGCUCGAGAGCUUCAGAUCUGUACAAAUGAAAUUCAGGCUCUUGUUUUGAAUUCUUUAAAUAGUGCUGUUGCAGGAAAAUUGAUCGGAUCUGUUGAUUACUUAAGAGAUAGCUUUGUUGGAACUCUAGAAAGGUGUCUCAGCAGUUUGGAAAGUUUGAAAGAUUCAUCAGAACACUCUCAAGCAAGCAAUGCAUUGAAGCAAAUUCUAACUGCAGCUUAUCAGGUUGAAGUAACUGUUAAAACAAGUUCAUCUCUUUUGAGGGUAUUAUUUGAAAAAAUGAAACAGAAAGUAACUUCACUUCAGUUAGCUAAAGUAUCCCCUCAACAUAACAAAUCUUGGGGCUUUGAGUUCCAUGAUGUCAAGAUGUUUUCUGAUUAUCCAUUUUUAAGGAAAUCUGCAUCAGAAAAUUUCCUCUCCCUGUUGGUUCAAACACUUCCUUGGAAAGCACCUCCAGUAAUUGAUGCUGAAUGGAAAAGGCGUGUGGCUUAUGAUAUGCUUGUAAGCCUCAGUGAAUCCAGGCUAGCUCGUUCUAUCUGUUCCCAGUUUCGAGAGCGGCUAAAAGCCUCACAUGAGCAAUUUGCUGCAUCUUUGAGACAUCUGGAAGCCUUGCAUUCUGGGAGAUUAGAAAGAACCGAGGAACAACGUCUUAAGGUGAGGAAACUACACGCUCCUAGAAUUGCAAAAUUUGCCUUAGAAAGUACUUCACUUAGAGACAUCAUACUUUAUGGAAUGCCUCAGAUUGGUCGUGAGAUUGGAAGAGGCCAGUAUGGUGUUGUUUAUGCUUGUGAUUCAUGGGCAGGUUGUUCCCCUUGUGCAAUUAAAUCAGUUGUUCCUCCAGAUGAAAGACAUUGGAAUGAUCUUGCUAUGGAAUUUUACUACACUCGGAGCAUCCCAGAACAUGAUCGCAUUGUACAAAUCAAAGGUUCUGUAAUUGAUCUCACUUAUGCUGGAGGUAGUACGCCAGCUGUUCUGCUGGUGAUGGACAGACUACAGAGGGAUCUCUACUCAGCACUGAAGAUGAGUUUGCCUUGGAAAUGCAGGUUACAGGUUGCUUUGGAUGUUGUGCAAGGUAUACGUUUUCUGCAUGGUCAAGGUUUAGUGCAUAGAGACAUCAAACUGAAAAAUGUUUUGUUGGACAAGCAUAAUCGUGCCAAAAUCACUGAUCUUGGGUUUUGCAAACCUGAAGCAAUGAUGUCUGGUAGUGUAGUUGGAACGCCUGUACACAUGGCUCCAGAGCUUUUCAGUGGACGCUAUGAUAACAGCGUGGAUGUAUAUGCAUUUGGAAUUCUCUUUUGGUACAUAUGUGCUGACCAUGUCAGAUUGCCUUACGUUUAUGAGCAGUGCCAGAGUAAAGACCACCUUUGGAACUCUGUUAAAAAGGGGGCAAGGCCGGAACGUUUACCUCAAUUUGAUGAAAACUGUUGGCGAUUGAUGGAGGAAUGUUGGAAUGGUGAUCCUUCAAAACGACCCCUCUUGGGCGAGGUCGAGCCUCGACUGAUGGAGAUCAUACAGCAUUAUGAGCAGAAUCCCCUUCUCAGCAGAGUCUUGGAACAGAAAGAAGUGAAACUCUUUUCAACCAGUCCUUAUGUCAAUUUGGAAUUUGCACCUGCGUGAGCAAUGUUAAGAAUAAUUUUAUUUCAUACAAUUUUUUUCUGGCAAAUCUAUCUUUGUAAGCGCCAACUAUAUGCUCAGAUGGUAUAGAGAUGGAGACAACUCAAUGUUUACUAUGCAGUUUUGUGAUUAGAAAAGUAUUUUUUUAUGACUGCAAGUUUUGUACAUUUAUCUGCAGAUAUACUGGUAUUUUUCAAAAAAAUAUCCCGUGUUUUGUGUAAAAUAUGACUUUUAUAAUCUACCCUUUUUUUUGUUGAUUUGAAUUUUUACCAUGUAUAAAUGUAAAUUUUGUAAAAUAUGUAAAUAAUAAUUAUAGGCUAAUGUAAGCAAAUUAGUUUUGUUUUAGAUAUUUUAUCUAUGUUAAAGAAUCAAAACUCUUUUAUGUACUGUUUAGAUGUACAAUUUGUAAUGGAACAUUUAAUUUUUCAAACCACAUGAACUUAUUUUUAAUACA